This is a messenger RNA of Malassezia globosa CBS 7966, 249 nucleotides long. RefSeq lists its product as uncharacterized. Gene Ontology annotation, molecular function: heme binding. Gene Ontology annotation, cellular component: endoplasmic reticulum membrane; intracellular membrane-bounded organelle. The record is from RefSeq and is a predicted model, not a curated record. NCBI's taxonomy places the organism in Eukaryota, Fungi, Basidiomycota, Malasseziomycetes, Malasseziales, Malasseziaceae. Bases 1 to 249 code for a protein of 82 amino acids. The transcript has 2 exons.
AUGUCGACCAAAAUUACUAUGGAAGAAGUGAAAAAGCAUGCCUCGGCCGACUCUGCUUGGGUCGUGAUUCAAGGCGGUGUGUACGAUGUGACAGACUGGCUGGACGAUCAUCCAGGCGGCAGGAAAAUUCUGUUGAAGAAUGCCGGCACGGAUGCGACCGACAAGUUCAUGAACUAUCACCCAGACCACGUCUUGAGGGACAUUGCCCCUAAGUUCAAGAUCGGUGUUCUUGCCGACGCGAAGUUGUGA